Durio zibethinus is the source of this 1567-nucleotide messenger RNA. RefSeq names its product anthocyanin 5-aromatic acyltransferase-like. NCBI's taxonomy places the organism in Eukaryota, Viridiplantae, Streptophyta, Magnoliopsida, Malvales, Malvaceae. The record is from RefSeq and is a predicted model, not a curated record.
AUGGCCAAACGCUUGACAGUAAAGAUGGUGGAGCGGUGCCAAAUUCGUCCGCCACCAAACUCAGUUCCACAAGCAUCCCUAAUGCCCCUAACUUUCUUUGACCUACCAUGGCUCUUCUUCCCUCCAUCCCAACCUCUCUUCUUCUAUCCAUACCCUUACCCUACUUCUCACUUUUUAUCCACAACUCUCCAAACCCUCAAGCAUUCUCUUUCUCUUACUCUCCAACUCUUCUUUCCUCUCGCCGCCCACCUUGUGAUCUUGGAUUCUAACUCAACACCGCCCCAACCCCAGCCCAAACCCAAUAUUGCUUACAACGAAAACAACAACUAUGUUUCAUUAACUAUUUCCGAGUCUAAUGCUGAUUUUCGUCGUAUUUCAGGCAAUCUUCCUCGAGAUGUCAAAGAUUUCCAUCCACUCGUGCCUUCGCUUGAAAGCAGCCUGUCCAGUGAUGAAAACCAUGCCGUACCUUUGCUCGCAGUAAAAGUAACUGUAUUUCCGAAUUCUGGUUUGUGCAUAGGACUAGCAUAUCACCACGUGGCCGCUGAUGGAAGGACGUUCGACAAUUUCAUCAAGACAUGGGCCUCAUUCCAUAAAGAUUCUUCUUUCUCGUUUAAGUCAAUGCCAUCCUAUGAUCGGACGGUGGUAAUUGACAAGCAUGGUCUUGAGACCAUUUUCUUGAAUGAGUGGAGGAAGAAAACGUCUGAAAAACAAAUUGUUAUGGGUACCGAAAGCAAAGCAGAUGAUCAGUUUUCAGAUAUGGUUAGAGCCACAUUUGUGAUGGGGUUGAGAGACAUGGAGAACAUCAAAAGCUGGAUUAUUGCAAAAUGCAAGAACAAAAAUCUGUCAGAACCCGUACAUUUAUCUCCCUAUGUAGUGACGUGUGCUUUUGUUUGGGUUUGUUUGAUGAAAGCUCUAACUCAUGAAGCUGAGGGUGUAAUGGAUAACAAGUUUUUUGAUGAUCAGCCACAGUAUCUAUGUUAUUUCGGGUUUAACGCGGGCGGUCUAAACCGCUUCGACUAUCCCGUUCCGGCUACGUACUUUGGCAAUUGUGUUGGAUUUGGCAGGUCCGAGGCUACAAUUGAUGACUUAAUAGGAGAAAAUGGCAUCAUUUUUGCGUCUAAAGCCAUAGGAGACACGGUUAAGAAAUUGGAUAAAGCAUUACUUGGAGAAGCCGAGAGGUGGAUUUCGGACUGGGAGGUUUUUUGGGGGUCGGAUCUCCAUAUCAUGGUUGUUGGGUCACCUAAGUUGGAUGCGUAUGAGACAGAUUUUGGGUGGGGGAGACCUACCAAAAUUGAAGAGAUUUCAAUUGAUGGUCGGGGAGCCAUUUCCCUUACUGAGAGCAGAGAUGAGAAAGGCGGCAUUGAAGUGGGAUUGGCUCUUCCAAAGCCCAAAAUGGUUGCUUUUACCUCUCUCUUCGCUCAAGGUCCCAGCUAAGAAGGAAAAAACAUGAACCAUUUGCGAAGCACCUUUUUCUUAUUUGCUUUUACUUUUGCUUUCGUCGUUGCUUCUGGAAUGAAUAAUAGGACAGAUACUUGCUGUCGGAAGAGAUUGUCCAAGUUCUCUUUUA